Molecule: messenger RNA, 1078 nt
Organism: Ornithodoros turicata
Lineage: Eukaryota; Metazoa; Arthropoda; Arachnida; Ixodida; Argasidae
Gene: P32
Product: complement component 1 Q subcomponent-binding protein, mitochondrial-like
Exons: 5
Coding region: 137-946 (269 amino acids)
Biological process (GO): cytosolic ribosome assembly
Cellular component (GO): mitochondrial matrix
Source: RefSeq, a predicted model, not a curated record
UUCAGGAUUUGCUGUUAUCUUCCAGGAUUGGCGGAAUGAGAUUUUCCCCUGUGUCCAUCACACAACACUGUGCAAGCCCCACGUUUUCGCGUUUUAUUAGGGCUACUGUCGUGCUCGCAAGGUAACACGCUGUGCCAUGGCUGGAAACAUUAUUGCUAACGUGUCCCGAGUUUUGUCACGUUCCUCAAGGUAUAAUUCAUUGUUAAACGUUAUCAACGUUGGGAAGAAUGAGCUAGUCACUGUUAAGCCCUUGUCGAGCUACGCGAGUGCGGCGAGAAGCCGGCAUUUACUGAAGCCUUCGUCUACGCUUAAAACAGUAACUUGCAGUUGUAGUCAAGCCAUUACGAAAGGAGACAAAGAGCUCGCAGAAUUUCUGCUGGAAGAAAUCGACGCAGAAAAGAAGGCAAGAAAGGGGAGUCAGCUUCCAAAGUUAGAAGGGUUCGAUGUGAAGGCGGAUGGUGCAGAGCUAACACUCACGAAAAAGUUCAACAGCGAAACGGUUACAGUACGUCUGAACGUAAAUCAUUCUGUGGAUGCAGAAGAUGCAGAAAAUUUCACGCCUUCUUCAGACAAAGUUCCAGAGGCUGGCGAGAUGAAAUCAAAGCCUUCGUUCAAUGUGGAAAUCGAACAAAACGGGAAGAAGCUGUACUUCAGCUGCACAUUCACAGAGGGUGGUGCUCCUGAAGAUCAGAGCCAGGACAGCUAUAAUGAUGCUUUCAGUGUGGCAGAAUUUGCUAUCUACGAAGGGGACUGGAAGGAUGCAGUCUACACAGUGUCUGGAGACAUUAUGGAUGGGUACCUGUAUGAUCUCCUGAUGAACAUGCUGGAGGAGCGAGGCAUCUCAAAUGAGUUCGCAGACCAACUGGUGGAGUUUUGUACGACAUACGAGCACGGUCUUUACAUCGAACUUCUGGAGAAGCUUAGAGCGUAUGUUACCCAGAAGUAGUCAUCCAUGCGGCAUUAAAUCAUCCAGAGUACGGGCCUUUGUAGAUAAAUACCACCCAUGGCCCAAACACUGAAGUUGAAUGUGUUUGUUGUAGUUAGUUUCUGAAUGAAGAAAUAAAACAUUAUCAGUGUU